Spirodela intermedia is the source of this 1053-nucleotide messenger RNA. NCBI's taxonomy places the organism in Eukaryota, Viridiplantae, Streptophyta, Magnoliopsida, Alismatales, Araceae. The record is from the annotation of a GenBank genome assembly.
AUGGAGCCGGCGAAGAAAUUGCAGGUAUUCAUCAAGUCCCCCGAUCUCGGAAUCCCCACGCGAGCCCUCGCCGUUGACCCCGGUCUCACCUUCCGCCGCCUAAAGCUCUCUGUCCUCUCCCGGGCGGCCCGUCUUCACGAAACCCUAGCCCUAGAAUCGUUCUACUUCUCCUCGGGGGGGAAGGCACUGCUCGAUUCAUCGACCGUGUCUGGAUCCGGAAUCCUGCCACUGUCCACCCUCACGCUCCGCCUGAGGAUCUCCGGCGGCGGCGGAGAUGGCGGCGCCACCGGAGCGGAGUCACGGGACUGCUACCUGAACAUGUACGCCGUCAAGAAGCCCGAUAAGGUGGACCCUAACGAGACGAGGCUGACGAAGUGGACUACGUGCGCUCUCUCCUUCGAGCCCCUCGCUCCUCCCUGCGUGGUGGACCGCCUAGGGAACGUGUUCAACAAGGAGCGGCUGGUGGAGGCCCUGCUGGGGAAGAAGCUCCCGAAGGAGUUCAGCCACAUCAGAGGCCUGAAGGACAUGAUCCCAGUCCAUCUCUCCGAGAUCCCUGGCAGCGAGAAGUCAGGGACGAGGUUCCAGUGCCCGAUCACGGGUCAGGAGUUCAACGGAAAGUAUGGAUUCAUCGUGCUUCGGGGGUGCGGGCAUGUCUUGAGUUCCAAGGCGUUGAAGGAGGUGAAAUCUUCCGCCUGCCUGGUUUGCCACCGUGAGUUCUCCGAUUCAGAUAAGAUGGUUCUUAAUGGGACCGCAGAGGAGGUCAAGGCCUUGAGAGAAAGGAUGGAGGAAGAGAGGGGGAAACUGAGAGAGAGAAAGGAGAAGAAAGAGAAAAAGCUGGACACCCGUUUGAGCGGCACCAAGCACCUGGCCGACGAGAAGGGUAGGCUUCCGGUACAUGGCAAGCAAGAAGGGACCGUGAAGAAGUUCAAAGCAGUCGACAUUGCUCCGGCCCAUGCGACCAAGGAAGUCUAUGCAUCCAUUUUCACAUCAUCACGGAAAUCAGAUUUCAAAGAGACAUACUCCUGCAGGUCUCUCCCUCUCGGUAGGAACUGA